Messenger RNA from Exophiala dermatitidis NIH/UT8656, 1107 nucleotides. Its product is annotated as transaldolase. NCBI's taxonomy places the organism in Eukaryota, Fungi, Ascomycota, Eurotiomycetes, Chaetothyriales, Herpotrichiellaceae. The coding region runs from base 1 to 1107 and encodes 368 amino acids. Gene Ontology annotation, cellular component: intracellular anatomical structure. Gene Ontology annotation, biological process: pentose-phosphate shunt, non-oxidative branch; carbohydrate metabolic process. Gene Ontology annotation, molecular function: transaldolase activity. The transcript has 6 exons. The record is from RefSeq and is a predicted model, not a curated record.
AUGCCGACACGAUCGCUCCUGGAGAGGCUUGAAGAGCUCAUCAACGUCGACGUCGACGAUGUCAACACCGAGGUCAUCAAGCUCGUCCCAUUCACCCCUCACAACCGUGCGUCAAACUGUGCCCUUUCCGCAGACAUCAAACCAAGCCAUCGUGACGCAAGAGUGCUGAGUCCCGAGAACCAACCUCUUCUGGAGGAACUGGUCAACAAAUAUGGAAAGGAAGGUUGGGAAAGAGUCUACGAUAUGGCGGCCGUCGCUCUAUGCGCCAGAAAUGUACCCUACCUGUCCGGCCGGGUGUUAUUACAGGUUUCCCUGCGCCACCUCAACGACCGGGAAGCCAUUAUCAAACAAUGUCGUUCGUUUGCAGAAGGAUUCAAGGGGGCCGGUGUCCCCAGAGACCGCUUCGCCAUCAAGCUGCCGUUUUCGGGUUCCGCUGCCUCAGCAGCUGCGCAGCUCAACGCCGAAGGUAUUCGUACGUUGGCCACGACGGUCUUUUCUCUGGAGCAAGCCAUCGCUGCAAGCCAGUCAAAUUGCCUUUUCAUCAGCCCGUACUAUAAUGAGAUUGCGGCCCAUCUGGACCCUUCGCUCCGUCCCAAUGUUAGCGAUCCAGCUCUCGAGCAUCCAAUGUCAGCUCGCGUCAUCCACAUCCUUGACACUUUUGCCAAAGCAUAUGCCGAGACGGGGGAGGAGCAACCAAUCAUGAUCAUUGCGAGUCAUUUCAACACGGCCGAAAUCCUUGCAAUGGCCGAACUGGGCUGUCAGCAUAUCACGAUUCAAGCCCACAAUCUGAAGGCACUCUUGGAGACCCCCGAUACACUUCCGCCAGUCACGAAAAAGAAACCGGACCAUCCCUACGCGGAGUUCACGAUUCCAGAACGAUUGAAGACGUUGGCAAACCUGGAUCCGCUCUCAGGGGAGGAUUGGGACGGGGUCCUGGCGACGACUCGGACUGAUUACGUGGUCAACGGGGGAGCGCAGCUUGACCAAUUCAUUCAGGGAAAUGCAGUGGUCAAAAAGAGACUCCAAGAUGCCGAGAAGCUUUUCUUGGACGCCGAAGAAAAGGCGGGAGCAGCUAUCCGCCAGCUGAUGGCUGCUAAGGGUCUCUGA